UUGCAUAUAAAAAGUAUGGUGGAAUUUUAUGUUUCAGGAAGUCUGAGUCUGAGCAGGCUGUGCAGUGUCACAUUGUGGUGUCCAGGGCAGACGAGGGUCCGGGUGAAUACAGUGACCACCCCCGGCCUCCUCUCGACCCCUUUAGAAAUCAACACAGCGGGUGAUUGGAUUUCACGCUCUUUUAUCUUUUAACUAGCCUGAUAACAGGAACGGAAAAAGCAAUGAUGAGCUUGUGUACACGUGUGUAAAAACUCUCCAUGGUCACUUAGCAGAGCCCCCAUUAGGCUUGGAUCUCCUUCCAGGUUGCCCGGUGAUAGAGUAAACAGAGUGAGUCUGACCGAUCCGGCACGCAAAUAUUUGUUUUAGGAAGGUGCCCUGGUUCGACAGGAGACACAUGUCAGCUGCGGUAUAAAAACAGAGACCACUGUCACUCAUCAGCUCACACACACACAGGACCCGGACUCUCUCCUCCAGGACAAAUCCAGCUCCAAGGUAGGAAAACUUUUACACCAAUUGCAGUGUUUUAUGCCUCCUUUGUCCUUGUACUUUUUCUUUUCUUACUGCUUUGACCUCUACAGGUCUGGAGGUGACAUGGCCACAGGCGUCAUCAGGAAUUUCCACAUUCAGGCCCCGGCUCCUCCCUACUUCCACACUUUCUUGCACUCUCCAUGCAAGAAGGAUGAGGUUUGUCAGAUGAAGGAGAAGCCACAGGAACGAGAAGAUGAAGAAGAGGAGGAGGAGGAGGAAGAAGAGGAAUGCUUGGAUCAGUUCAUUAUGAAUCCUGCUCAGAAUGUUCUGGAUGUGACCAGUCAGUUGCUGAGGUUCGCUGACCUCAUCAGUCAUGACGUCCAGCGGUAUUUCGGCCGUUCCUCUGCAGAUCGAGAAGCUUGUGACAUCUAUGACGACUCUGUCUCUGUGGUGAGCAGUGGCCGGCUGCGUUACUAUGACGACCUGCUGAGGAUCGCAGGUGCGGGGACUCCGGAGGAGCAGGUGAGCGGUGUGGUGGCUCCAGAUGACAACCCAAGACGCAGCGGUUUAGGGCCCCUGGCUGACCUGUUCAACCACAAGGGCCUGGGUCGACUCAGGGUCCAGCCAAUGAUCAACAGGCACCUCCCACUAAGUUUCUGGACUGAGCCAGUUCCUCGCUACCCGCUGGUCGGCUUCAGCAGCACACCUAACAUCACACACACUAGCAGCAGCUCACCUGGACAGACCGACAGCGGCAGACACACACAUUACAACCCAUUGAUGCAGCACUGCAUCACCGGCACGGAGCCAGACUUCAGUGACCUGCUGGCCUACUGGGACCCACACCCAGAGUUCACUCACACACUGAUGGACGACACACAUGCAGAAUGAAACUCACUGAAACCGCUGCCUGAAACUAGCAUGGGUUCUGACCUCUGCAGCUGUUCAACUAACAGAAAUGAACAGGAACAAAGCAGGUUGUUUUCUUCUCUUUGUGGUCCUGUAUGUCCUCUGACAAGGAAACGCUUCAAGAAUGUUUAGAUUAGUUGCCGUAGAAACCAUGCUUUAAUUUUGAAGGAAAGGUUUCUUUCUUUCUCUGGUUAUUUCAAAAACUGAUUAGCCUUUGGAGCACAUUUCAUAUGACAGAUUUCAUUAAGGAUGCACAGAUAUGAAAACGAGGACCCAUAUCAAUAUUAAUUUUAUAUCCUAAGGUUCUUUCAGAAUAGAAUAGAAGAUACUUUAUUGAUCCCAAGGGGAAA
This is a messenger RNA of Xiphophorus hellerii (green swordtail), 1727 nucleotides long. It is a transcript of the gene percc1, whose product is annotated as proline and glutamate rich with coiled coil 1. NCBI's taxonomy places the organism in Eukaryota, Metazoa, Chordata, Actinopteri, Cyprinodontiformes, Poeciliidae. The record is from RefSeq and is a predicted model, not a curated record. The transcript has a single exon. The coding region runs from base 526 to 1359 and encodes 277 amino acids.